This is a messenger RNA of Callorhinus ursinus (northern fur seal), 6887 nucleotides long. Lineage: Eukaryota; Metazoa; Chordata; Mammalia; Carnivora; Otariidae. The record is from RefSeq and is a predicted model, not a curated record.
CCAAUUUCCACCGCGGCCAAUUCAUGGACAGGAACUACCCCAGCGCCGGCUUCGGGGACCCGCUCGGCGCCGGGGCGGGAUGGAGUUACGAGAGGUCAGCGAAAGCUAGCUUGGUCUAUGGCAGCUCCAGGACCUCGCACCCCGAGACCGACAUCUUACACCGCCAGGCCUACGCGGCCCCCCACCCACUGCAAAGCUAUGCCACCAACCACCACCCGGCAGGCCUCUCUGGACUCUUCGACACUGGCCUCCACCACGCGGGCUCAGCAGGGCCCGACGCCUCCGUCAUGAACCUCAUCUCAGCCCUGGAGUCCCGGGGCCCCCAGCCUGGCCCCUCUGCCUCCUCUCUCCUCUCCCAGUUCCGCAGUCCUUCCUGGCAAACAGCCAUGCACACGCCAGGCCCCACGGAGCUCUUCAUUUCAGGCGCCCUGCCGGGUUCCAGCACCUUUCCAUCCUCCUCUGCCCUGUCGGCUUACCAGCACCCGGCUUCCUUCGGCAGCCGCCCCUUCCCAGUGCCCUCGUCCCUCAGCCUCCAAGACCCCCCGUUCAGCCCCCCAGCUAAUGGGCUCCUGUCCCCUCAUGACGUGUUGCACCUGAAGCCCUCACAGGCACCCACGGUGCCAUCCUCGCUGGGCUUUGAGCGCCUGGCGGGGGGCGGUGUCCUGGGGCCCGCUGGUCUCGGCCCGGCCCAGACCCCUCCAUACCGCCCCGGCCCCCCAGACCCUCCCCCACCUCCCCGCCACCUCCCGACUCAGUUCAACCUGCUGGCUUCCUCUUCCGCCGCUGCCGCCGCCGCCGAGCAAUCCUCCCCACAGCUGUACAACUUCUCGGGUGCUGCCCCGGGCCCCCCGCCACCCGAGCGGGCCCUGCCCCGCCAGGACACCGUCAUCAAGCACUACCAGCGGCCAGCCAGUGCCCAGCCCCCGCCGCCCCCGCCACCAGCCCAUGCCCUCCAGCACUACCUGAGCUGUGGAGGCAGCUAUCCCUCCAUGGGCCACAGGGCUAACCUGGCCUGCAGCCCCCUGGGCGGUGGGGAGCCCUCCCCCGGUGCUGGCGAGCCUAGCAAGGCUGGGCCCAGUGGAGCCACGGCUGGGGCAUCGGGCCGGGCUGCAGGCCCCGAGGCGGCUGGAGGAGGUGGGGCAGGGGGUGGCGGUGGAGGUUACCGCCCCAUCAUUCAGUCGCCCGGUUACAAGACGGGCAAAGGCGGCUAUGGAGCAGCUGCGGGCGGUGCCAACAGGCCCCCACCACCCCGUUCAACGGCCACGCCCAAAUGCCAGAGUCUGGGUGGGCCAGCAGCGGCCUAUGCCACUGGGAAGGCCUCUGGGGCUGGUGGGGCAGGUGGCCAAGCCUAUUCCCCUGGUCAGCCCCAAGGGCUUCUAGGACCCCAGGCCUAUGGGCAAGGGUUUGGAGGGGGUCAAGCACAGGACUUGAGCAAAGGCCCUAGCUACUCAGGGGGGCCCCCGCAGCCCCCCAGUGGUCCCCCGCCUCCCGGCCUAGCCACGUGUCAGAGCUACUCCCCAGAUCAGCUGCAGGGGCAGCUGUAUGGGGUUCAGGGCGAGCCAUACCCAGGCCCAGCUGCCCACUCCCAGGGGCUACCCACGGCCAGCCCCUCGCUCAGCUACAGCACUGGCCAUUCCCCAGCGCUCUCAGGUCACGGCGGUGGCUGGGGGCCCAGCUCCCUGGGGGGUGGUGGGGAGGCCAGCCCUUCUCACAUCAUCCGCCCACUGCAGUCACCGCCUGCCCCUGGCCGCCCGCCUGGAGUCGGCUCUCCAGGAGCCCCUGGCAAAUACCUGAGCUCUGUCCUGGCCUCAGCCCCAUUCCUGGCGCCUCCAGGAGCCGGCAGCUACGCAGCCGGAGCAGGUGGCUACAAAGGCAAAGGGGAUGGCUCGGAGCUGCUGGCUGGGCCUGGUGGGCCUCCUGCUGAGCGCACAGAAGAUGAGGAAUUCCUCAUCCAGCAUCUCCUGCAGGCACCUAGCCCCCCGCGGACCUCAGGGGCAGAUGGCUUGGUGGGUGAAGAUGGGGCAGCGGAUGCUUCCAAGGGACUUGGGGGUAGUGGUGGGGCCGGGGGUCCACCAGGCACACCCUACGAGCUGGCCAAGGAAGACCCCCAGAGGUAUCAUCUACAGAGCGUCAUCCGUACCAGUGCCAGCCUCGAUGAGGGCGCCACAGCAGCCCUGGAGCUGGGCCUGGGGAGGCUGAAGGAGAAGAAGAAAGGGCCAGAACGGGGCGGCGAGACCCCGGAGGGGCUGGCCACCUCAGUUGUCCACUAUGGGGCAGGUGCCAAGGAGCUGGGGGCCUUCCUCCAAAAGAGCCCACCACCCCCACCUCCCACGGCUCAGCCUGCCCAGCCCACACCCCACGGUCUCCUCCUGGAGGCUGGGGGCCCUGACCUCCCACUGGUGCUGCCUCCACCUCCCCCCCCACAACUGCUCCCCUCAGUCCUCAGCCAUGCCCCCAGCCCCUCUCCCAGUGCCCCAAAAGUUGGCGUUCAUCUCCUUGAGCCAGCCACCCGUGAUGGAGCACCCCAGCCGCCCCCGCCGCCGCCCCCACCUCCACCACCCAUGCCCCUCCAGCUUGAGGCCCACCUCCGCAGCCACGGCCUGGAGCCUGGUGCCCCCAGCCCCCGCCUGCGACCUGAGGAGAGUCUGGAGCCACCAGGCGCCAUGCAGGAAUUGCUUGGGGCCUUGGAGCCACUGCCCCCGGGGCCUGGUGACACUGGCGUGGGCCCACCUAAUACCGAGGGCAAGGAUCCCUCCGGUGCCUACCGCAGCCCCAGCCCGCAAGGCACCAAGGCCCCCCGCUUUGUGCCACUCACGUCCAUCUGUUUUCCUGACUCCUUGCUCCAAGAUGAGGAGCGCAGCUUCUUCCCCACCAUGGAGGAGAUGUUCGGUGGAGGGGCAGCGGAUGACUAUGGCAAGGCAGGGCCGCCCGAGGACGAGGGUGAUCCCAAGGCGGGGACUGGGCCACCUCCAGGCCCCCCUGCCUAUGAUCCCUAUGGGCCCUACUGCCCGGGUCGGGCGUCUGGAGCCGGGCCCGAGACGCCGGGCCUGGGCCUGGACCCCAACAAACCGCCUGAGCUGCCCUCCACGGUUAAUGCGGAGCCUCUGGGCCUGAUCCAGAGUGGGCCACACCAGGCGGCCCCACCACCCCCACCUCCCCCUCCACCGCCGCCGCCUGCCUCAGAGCCCAAGGGAGGCCUGACCUCGCCCAUAUUCUGCUCUACCAAGCCAAAGAAGCUGCUCAAGACGUCCUCCUUCCACCUACUACGGCGCCGUGACCCACCCUUCCAGACGCCCAAGAAGCUGUAUGCCCAGGAGUACGAGUUUGAGGCAGAUGAGGACAAGGCCGAUGUGCCCGCUGACAUCCGCCUCAACCCUCGGCGCCUGCCUGACCUGGUGUCCAGCUGCCGCUCCCGCCCGACCCUCUCACCCCUGGGUGACAUCGACUUCUGUCCACCCAACCCAGGCCCCGAUGGCCCCAGGCGCCGUGGCCGCAAGCCCACAAAGGCUAAGCGCGAUGGCCCGCCCCGGCCCCGGGGUAGGCCCCGGAUCCGCCCAUUGGAGGUCCCCACCACUGCUGGGCCAGCCUCAGCCUCCACGCCCACUGAAGGGGCCAAGAAACCUCGGGGCCGGGGCCGUGGUCGGGGCAGGAAGGCCGAGGAGGCAGGGGGCACACGGCUGGAACCCCUAAAGCCACUUAAGAUCAAGCUGUCUGUGCCCAAGGCCGGUGAGGGUCUGGGAGCCUCCUCUGGCGAUGCUGUACCCGGUGCUGACCACAACAGCCUGGACUCCAGCCUGACCCGGGAGAAGAUUGAGGCCAAGAUCAAGGAGGUAGAGGAGAAGCAGCCAGAGAUGAAGUCCGGCUUCAUGGCCUCCUUCCUGGACUUCCUCAAGUCAGGCAAGCGUCAUCCGCCGCUCUACCAGGCUGGCCUGACACCCCCACUCAGCCCCCCCAAGAGCGUGCCGUCCUCCGGGGCGGCCCGUGGCCUGCAGCCCCAGCCUCCUACCACCCCUGCUGUGCCACACCCGCCGCCCGCUGGCGCCUUCGGGCUGGGGGGUGCGCUGGAGGCGGCCGAGAGUGAGGGGCUAGGGCUGGGCUGCCCUUCGCCCUGUAAGCGGCUGGACGAGGAGCUGAAGCGCAACCUGGAGACGCUGCCCUCCUUCUCCUCGGACGAAGAAGACUCUGUGGCCAAGAACCGGGACCUGCAAGAGAGCAUCUCCUCAGCCAUCUCGGCACUCGAUGACCCACCCCUCGCUGGGCCUAAAGACACUGCCACCCCAGAUGUGCCCUCCUUGGCGACUGAGGCUGCGGUGCCAGGGCCCCCCCCUCUCCCGGGGCUCCCUAGUGCCAGCAGCAAUGGCACACCCGGUGAGCUCUGGGAAGAUGAUCUGGGGGUGGGACGAGGCUUUCCCUGUUAUUCAGGUCACUGGGUAUGGUUGUGCAGAUCGUGCACUCCCUCGCCGCCCGCCCUGCCGCCGCCCCCGCCGGCCGCCGCCCCCGCCGCGCCCGAGGAGCCCGCAGCCCCGUCCCCGGAGGAGCCCGAGCCGCCCGACGCCCGGCCCCUGCACUUGGCCAAGAAGCAGGAGACGGCGGCCGUGUGCGGGGAGACGGACGAGGAGGCGGGCGAGAGCGGCGGGGAGGGCAUCUUCCGGGAGCGCGACGAGUUCGUCAUCCGCGCCGAGGACAUCCCUUCUCUCAAGCUGGCAUUGCAGACGGGGCGGGAGCCCCCACCCAUCUGGCGAGUGCAGAAGGCCCUGCUGCAGAAAUUCACUCCCGAGAUCAAGGAUGGGCAGCGACAGUUUUGUGCAACCAGUAAUUAUUUGGGGUAUUUUGGGGACGCAAAAAACCGGUAUCAGCGCCUUUACGUAAAGUUCCUGGAAAAUGUCAACAAGAAGGAUUAUGUGAGGGUCUGUGCUCGGAAACCCUGGCACCGGCCCCCAGUGCCCGUCAGGCGCUCUGGGCAGGCCAAGGGCCCCGUGUCUGCCGGGGGCAGCUCUGCACCUCCUCCCAAGGCCCCGGCACCACCUCCUAAGCCCGAAACCCCUGAUAAGACGGUAUGUGAGAAGCCCCCAGAGCAGACGCCUGAGACACCUGUGCCUGAGCCCCCUGCUGCUGAGAAGCCAUCCCCACCACGGCCCGUUGAGAAGGAAAAGGAGAAAGAGCGGGUGACACGUGGGGAGCGGCCGCUUCGGGGCGAGCGGAGCGCAGGCGGGCGGCAGACUCGGCCUGAGCGGAGCCUCACCGCAGGACAGACCGCCACCUCCCGGCUGCCCAAGGCCCGGCCCACCAAGGUGAAGGCCGAGCCGCCCCCCAAGAAGAGGAAGAAGUGGCUGAAGGAGGCGGCGGGCAAUGCCUCGGCGGGCGGGGGUCCACCAGGCAGCUCCUCGGACUCAGAGUCAUCCCCAGGAGCACCCAGCGAGGACGGUGAGGCCCUCGGCAGCCACCGGGCGGUCCCCGGGCGUCUGCUGAAGACCCGGGCGAUGCGGGAGAUGUACCGGAGCUACGUGGAGAUGUUGGUGAGCACAGCACUCGACCCGGACAUGAUCCAGGCCCUGGAGGACACGCACGAUGAGCUGUACCUGCCGCCCAUGCGGAAGAUCGAUGGCCUCCUCAACGAGCACAAGAAGAAAGUCUUGAAGCGGCUGUCGCUGAGCCCAGCCCUGCAGGACGCCCUGCACACGUUCCCCCAGCUGCAAGUGGAGCAGAGCGGGGAGGGCUCCCCUGAGGAGGGGGCCGUGCGGCUGCGGCCGGCUGGGGAACCCUACAACCGCAAGACGCUCAGCAAACUCAAGAGGAGCGUGGUCCGAGCCCAGGAGUUCAAAGUUGAGCUGGACAAGUCGGGAUACUACACGCUCUACCACUCACUCCACCACUAUAAGUACCACACCUUCCUGCGCUGCCGGGACCAGACCCUGGCCAUCGAGGGCGGUGCUGAGGACCUGGGUCAGGAGGAGGUGGUCCAACAGUGCAUGCGGAACCAGCCGUGGCUGGAACAGCUCUUCGACUCCUUCAGCGACCUGCUGGCCCAAGCACAGGCCCACAGCCGCUGCGGGUGACCCCGCCCAGCCUGGGGGCGCCACCUCUUCCAUGAACGGAGAGUUGGGACAGAACUGUGUCCUCAGGAGCUAACCCCCUGGGCCCCGUCGCCAGGGAAAGGGGGGGGUCAUUGGUCCGGGUGUGUCCAUGCUGCCCCCACAGGGCAGGGUUCAAAGUUCAACUCCUCCCCUCUCCCACGCCCCCUCCACUUCCUCCCCAGCCCUCCCGCUGUCCGGUGUACAGAGAAAUUAUUUAUAUAUAUGUAUAAAUGUCUAUUUAGUAACGGUUUCCCUCCCCACCUUGCCCCAAUCCUCUCUCCACGGCCACAGCCCCGCCCCCUCCACCUUGUACAUAAUGUAUAGGAAAAGUCUAUGUAUGGUUGAGGGGGGCGGGGUGGCUUCAGAGAGCUGGGGGACCCCCUCCCCCCAACCCCCCCUCACAGGCCAAGAUCUUUGCUAAAGGCCAUUCCCUCCCCAGGGCAUUCGGCAUCGGGUGGGAGGGGGAAAACGCAUCUUGUUAAUUAUUUUUAAUCUUAUUUAUUGUACAUACCUGGGGCGGGGGGCUGGGGAGGUGGAGGGGGGAGAAGGGUCCCCUCCCUUUGGCCCUCCCGCUCCUUUUCUACUGCGAUUGUCUGUGUCUGCCCCCCCCCCGCCACCACCGCCCCAUCCCCUUGUCUUCUGGAUGUGGUUCUAUUUUUUAUCUGUCUCCUCUCCCCUCCCCCCCCAACCCCUCUGCUCCUACCUCCCGACCUCCCUUUGUCUCUUGCUCUUUCUUGGGCUUCUGUACAACUCAACUUGUAUACACUGUGUACACACAACCAGCCAAACGAAAACCCAACAGCAAACACUUUA